AUGAGGCAGGGGUGCGGGUUGCCCCCAUUGGGCGCGGGGAGGGCGUACGCGCUGGGUUUCCGGCAUGGCGUCCGCGGGGAGCGGCCGGGGCUGGCUGCUGACGCUGUGUGCGGUGCUUGUGUGCCAGGCCGGUGCCGCCAUGGACAACCUCGUUUCUGUGGACUACGAGGUCUUCGGCAAGGUGCAGGGCGUCUUCUUUCGCAAGCACACGCAGGCCGAGGGGAGGCAGCUGGGGCUGGUCGGCUGGGUCCGGAACACAGAGCGCGGCACUGUGCAGGGGCAGGUGCAGGGCCCAGCCGCCGCUGUGCGGCAGCUGCAGCAGUGGCUGCGGGACACAGGCAGCCCCAAGUCCCGCAUCGACCGAGCCGAGUUCCGCAACGAGAAAAAGGUGGCGACGCUGCAGUAUGAGGACUUCCUCAUCCGGAAAUAACCGCCGGCGAUGGGAGCGCAGCCUGGGUCGGCCCGGCCGCUCGCCUGCGGGGACUGGUAGUGAGACCGGGUUCUUUGGGGAAAUGUGAUAUAUAAAUUUAGUCAGUCUAAUCCAAGAUAUCACAUUUCCCCAAAGGACCUGGUCUGGCUGUGUUGUUAAACUAGCACUGCUACAGCCAACCCCUGGGCCUUGCGUUUUGUUGUAUCUUGUUACUGUAUUUAAGGUAUCCGUUUGUCAUGCUGCUAGGUGCACCCUGGCACUUCCUGCAUGUGUGCACAUGGGAGAGUCAGACUGUGCUCAAUAAAGGUCUCACUCAGACACCCAG
Molecule: messenger RNA, 755 nt
Organism: Gavialis gangeticus (Gharial)
Lineage: Eukaryota; Metazoa; Chordata; Crocodylia; Gavialidae
Gene: ACYP1
Product: acylphosphatase 1
Exons: 2
Coding region: 65-430 (121 amino acids)
Molecular function (GO): acylphosphatase activity
Source: RefSeq, a predicted model, not a curated record